This is a messenger RNA of Malania oleifera, 2301 nucleotides long. RefSeq names its product subtilisin-like protease SBT5.4. The transcript is spliced from 11 exons. Gene Ontology annotation, molecular function: serine-type endopeptidase activity. The record is from RefSeq and is a predicted model, not a curated record. NCBI's taxonomy places the organism in Eukaryota, Viridiplantae, Streptophyta, Magnoliopsida, Santalales, Ximeniaceae. Gene Ontology annotation, biological process: proteolysis. Bases 1 to 2301 code for a protein of 766 amino acids.
AUGAGGCUUCCAGCACUCCUCCCUCCUCUAAUCCUUCAGAUCCUUCUUUUCCUUUCGUUGCAGAAUCCAACUCUAGCAGACAAAAAGGCUUACAUAGUGUACCUUGGAACACAAUCUGAUACACGCAGCGCGGCGUCUAUUGUGGCAAAAGCUCAUAAGAAUUUUCUGGGAAAUGACUUGGAAAGCGAGGCCGUAGCCCAGGAUUCAAUUUUUUACUCAUAUACCCAUCUCAAUGGCUUUGCUGCAAUGCUUGACGAGGACGAAGCCGAAAGGAUUCGAGGUGAUCCUGAUGUGGCGUCAGUUUUCCCAAACAAUGGGAGAAAAUUGCAUACCACUCGGUCAUGGGAUUUUCUUGGAUUGGAGAAGGAUGGAGAAGUCCCUCCUCUUUCAAUUUGGAAGAAGGCUAGGUUUGGUGAAGAUGCAAUCAUUGGAAAUAUUGACACUGGCGUAUGGCCGGAAUCAAAAAGUUUCAAUGAUGAAGGGAUGGGUCCUAUUCCAACGAGAUGGAAAGGAUUUUGUCAAAAUAGUUUUACCGGAAGCAAAGUUACUUGCAACAGGAAGUUGAUUGGGGCGAGGUACUUCAACAAAGGUUAUGCCGCGUACGCGGGCAAGCUCAACUCCACCUUCGAGACGGCGCGCGACGAGGAGGGUCACGGGUCCCACACCCUCUCCACUGCAGGAGGCAACUUCGUUCCCGGGGCGAGCGUCUUCGGUCACGGCAACGGAACUGCCAAGGGCGGGUCGCCUAAGGCCCGGGUGGCGGCUUACAAGGCGUGCUGGCCCCCCGUCGACGGCAACGAGUGCUUCGACGCCGACAUCUUAGCGGCCUUCGACGCCUCCAUUUCUGACGGCGUCGACGUCCUCUCGGUGUCCCUGGGCGGCGACCCCGUCGACUACUCUAACGACGGGAUCUCGAUCGGAGCAUUCCACGCCUUCAGGAAAGGCGUCACAGUGGUCUGCUCGGCGGGGAAUUCAGGGCCGUUUGAUGGGAGCGUGUCGAAUGUGUCACCGUGGAUACUUACGGUCGGUGCCAGCACCAUGGACAGAGAGUUCUCUAGUUAUGUGACUCUGGGCAACAAAAAGAAAUUAAAGGGAGUAAGCUUGUCGGAAAAGAACUUGCCGGCGAACAAGAUGUAUCCGGUGGUACUUGGUUCACAGGCGGCAUCUGGCAAUGCUUCACUCUUAGACGCAAUGCUGUGCAACGAGGGAACCCUGAAAGCAGAGGUGGUGAAGGGGAAGAUAUUGGUGUGCGAGAGAGGGGAGACCUCCAGGGUCGCCAAAGGGCAGCAGGCUGCGAGGGCCGGCGCCGUAGCAAUGGUUCUGGUUAACGACUACCAAAGCGGCAACGAAUUGAUAGCAGAUCCUCAUGUCCUUCCGGCCUCCCAUCUCAGUUUUCUCGACGGCCAAACACUCAUUUCUUACGUCAACUCCACCAAGAAUCCAAUGGCUAAUGUAUCUCCAGUAAAAACGGUAGAGGGAGUGAAGCCUUCUCCAGUCAUGGCUUCCUUCUCAUCCAAAGGUCCAAAUUUCAUUACUCCCGAAAUUCUUAAGCCUGACAUAACAGCACCAGGGGUGAGCGUAAUUGCUGCCUUCACACAAGCACAGGCGCCGUCGGAGUUAGACGACGACAAGCGCCGGAUUCCGUUCAACGCGCAGUCCGGCACCUCAAUGUCCUGCCCUCACGUCGCCGGGGUCGUCGGCCUUAUCAAAACCCUCCACCCCACCUGGAGCCCGGCAGCCAUUAAAUCUGCUAUUAUGACCUCCGCGAGAACGCGCGACAACAGCGUGCAGCCAAUACUGAAUUCGUCGAACGUUAGGGCAACACCGUUCAGCUACGGGGCAGGGCACGUCCGGCCAAACCGCGCCAUGGAUCCCGGCCUGGUUUACGACCUGACCACUAACGAUCACCUGAAUUUCUUAUGCGCCCUGGGCUACAGUAGGACCCAGUUAGAGUUGUUCGCUCCGGGUACCUACAGGUGCCCUCGCUCGGUCAGCCUCCGAGAUUUCAACUACCCUUCAAUUACUGUCCCGGACCUGAACGGAACAGCCUCCGUUACUCGUAAGGUGAAGAACGUUGGUUCGCCGGGAACGUACACCGCUCGCGUGCAGUUGCCGGCGGGAAUUGCAGUUUCGGUGAAGCCGGAGAGGUUGGAAUUUGGAAAAAUUGGGGAAGAGAAGAGUUUCAAGGUGACAUUGAAGGCGAAAGGGGCUGGGGUUUCAGAGGGCUAUGUGUUUGGGGAGUUGACGUGGUCGGACGGGAAGCACUAUGUGAAGAGUCCCAUUGUUGUAGCCAGGGUAUAG